Messenger RNA from Penicillium egyptiacum, 2958 nucleotides. Lineage: Eukaryota; Fungi; Ascomycota; Eurotiomycetes; Eurotiales; Aspergillaceae. The record is from the annotation of a GenBank genome assembly.
AUGGGCCCCCCCUUCGCCGGUUCAAAGCGCCGCCGCGAACCUCACAAUGUCGACGUGAAGCUGGUGGAACUCUACGAGGAUCUUGCUAGCGAAAAAGAUGACAUCCGCCUCAAGGCUGCCCAAGCCCUAGUGUCGCAAUUCACUCCGGACCAGAACCCCGCCGAUGAACAGAUCAAGAAGGUGCUGUCGAGACUCUUCCGCGGUCUCUGCAGUAGCCGCAAAGCUGCCCGAAUCGGAUUCUCAAUUGCCUUGACAGAGAUUUUGAGUCAGGUCUUCUCGUCGCCGAGAGAGACAUCACGCUUCGGCUUCUCGGAUGCUCUGAAUCUCUGGGAGUCUCAGUCGAGUUCCUACGGCAGCGAGUCGGGACAGGAGCAACGCGACCAUCUUUUCGGCCGUCUUUUCGGUGCCGAAGCGAUCAUCAAAUCUUCCGUUCUAUUCCAGCCCACCGUGCCCUUCGAGCAAUGGACCCAGGUUAUCGAUCUUGUUCUCGAACUCGCACAGAAGAAGCCGUGGAUCCGCGAAGAGUGUGGGUGGAUUAUCUACCAGUGUGUCUACGAUCUGGCUGCGCGCAAGAUGGAACCCAAGUACAUCCAGUCCGCGCUGGAACAGCUAUGCGUGCGCGACCUCGCCCGGUCGCCCGAGGGUGUCGCUAUCUGGUUGGCGGCGAAGGAUAUGUUCCCCAACGCUACCUUCCCGAGCAAGAUCUGGAAGCAUGAUGAUCCCCUGGAUACGAAGGAGCGCAGCAGCAUGUCGAAGAUCAUGAAGGAAUCGGGUGCAGCAGCCAGCGAGGGCGAGACCAAGGUGAACACUGCGAAGUCCUCUGGCGUUUGGAACAACAAGCUUCACUUCGCCUGGGAUGCGGUUCUGUCUCGGACCAGUAUUGAGGCGAAGGAUAAGUCGAAGAAGUCCCGUAUGACCUUCACUGAUUUCUGGACUGAGGUUGUGGACAAUGGAUUGUUCGCUGCUGCAUCCUCGGACGAGCGUAAAUACUGGGGCUUCCUUCUUUUCAACAGAAUUCUCAAUGAUGGCGGGUCGCAGCAGGCCUCUCAGAUUUUCACCAAGAAUCUUAUGCGAUGCUUGACGAACCAGCUCGCCGUGGAGGACCGGUACUUGCACAGAAUGGCUGUUAAAGUGGCCAAGGCGAUUCAUGCACGUGUAUCCAAGGAGCCUGGAUUCGCAGCUGCGGCCAUCCGUGGCUUGAUGGGAACCAGCGGCACGCUGAACUUCGACCAGGCUACAAAGACCAAGACUGUUGAGAAGAUUGUUGCCGAAGCCAACCACGAGGCAUUGGAAGAGAUCGUCCCAUUCUUCGAAAAACUUAUUCAAAACCCCGGCACAACUGAGGAGAAAACCGCUGCAUCCAACCGUCAAUUCGUCGCUGGUCUCCUUUUGUCAAUUGUGCGCUCCAAGGCGUCUGCCAAUGAAGACGAUGCCGAAGACCUCCAAGCAAGCCUUGAACAGAUUCUUUCCAUCUUCGUGCGCUUUGCAUACUUCAUGGAUGCCGGCAACGGUUCCACCGCCCCUGAGCCUCCUCUCUCAUCGGCGACACAAGAACUCCUGCGCAAUCGAAUCAACUCCUGCUUGAACAGCCUUAUUUCCAACCAAAAGUUCGCCGCUACGCUCCCGUAUGCUGUGGUGAAGCAGAUUCGCGAUGCAGCCAAGUCUGGCGAGUUCGGCAAGUUCAUCAUUGCUAUUGAUGAGAAGCUGUCGGAAUCUGUGAAGGCUGCUUUCAAAUCUCUCAAGAAGUUGUCUAGCAGGGAGAAGAAGGAGAAGGGCAUGGCCGCAUUCAAGCUGCUUUACUCUAUGACUAUCAUGCAGGUGUACAAUGGAGAUGCAGACGCGGUAUCCAUGCUUGAUGAGCUGGAGUUCUGUUACACCAAGUUCCUGGGCGACAAGGAAACCAAGACGGAAGACGCCGGCGACGCCUCGGAUGCGCUGGUUGAGAUCCUUCUCAGUUUCGCAUCCAAGCAAUCGCAGCUGUUCCGUCGGAUGAGUGAGCAGGUGUUUGGGGCAUUUGCUAACCAGAUCACCGAGAACGGAUUGGAAUCUUUGACCUCGAUUCUUGAGGCCAAGGAGAGUCUUGCUGGACAGCAAGAGAUGUUCGAAGAGCAAGAAGAUGAAGGGGAGGAAGAAGAAGAAGAAGAAGAUGAUGACGGUGACGAUAUCAUGGAUGUCGACGAGGAUGAGCUCGACAGCGAUGUUGAGGUUGUCGAAGCCGGCGGCUCCGGCUCCGACUCUGACGACGACGAGGAAGAAGAAGAAGACAACGAAGAAGACGCACAGGAAGUCGCCGCCUUCGAAGCCAAACUAGCCACAGCUCUCGGCACACACCGCGCAGACGAAGACGCGUCCGACUCCGACGCUGACAUGAACGACGACGAGAUGGACGAGCUAGACGACAAACUGGUGCAAGUAUUCCGCGCCCGUCGUCAAGAAACCUCCCACCGCAAAGACAAGAAAGACGCACGCGAGAACAUGGUGAACUUCAAGAACCGCGUCCUAGACCUGCUAGAGAUCUUCGUGAAGAAAAGCCACACCCGCCCGCUCGCACUAGAUAUCCUCCUGCCGUUGCUCCGACUAUCUCGUCGGACGAGCGUGAAGCAGAUCGCCACUAAAGCCAACGGAGUGCUGCGCGAGUACACGAAGGUGUGCAAGGGCAAUUCGCUCCCGAAGAUCGAGGACGAUGCACAGGUGGAGGCGCUCUGGGAGCUGCUCCGGUCUGUUCAUAAGGAGGCUAGUCAUAGUGGACCUAUGGGCCAUGCGACUGCCUGCAGCCAGGCUAGUUUGCUUGUUACUAAAGUGCUUGUCGCGCAUGAUAAGGAUGCUAUUGUGGGUGUUGUGGAUGUUUACGCCGCUACUCGCAAGGAUCAGCUCAUGAGCACUAAGUGUCAUGUGCAGCCGUCGUUCUUUUCGGAGUGGAAUAACUGGUGUGUCUCUGCGAGCAAGCAAUUGAAGUGA